Hyposmocoma kahamanoa is the source of this 8275-nucleotide messenger RNA. Its product is annotated as ankyrin-1-like. Lineage: Eukaryota; Metazoa; Arthropoda; Insecta; Lepidoptera; Cosmopterigidae. The record is from RefSeq and is a predicted model, not a curated record. The transcript is spliced from 34 exons. Bases 16 to 7689 code for a protein of 2557 amino acids. Gene Ontology annotation, molecular function: protein binding.
AAAUUACCAUUUGAAAUGGCGUUGGAGGGUGUGAAAAGUGAAAAAAGUGAGGAAAACAGUGGGAACGUCGCCGACGGGAAGGCGAAUGGGAUCGACAACAAAAGUAAACAGAUAGAGCCGAACACAGCGUUCUUGCGAGCGGCGCGCGCUGGACAGCUUGACACUGUCGUCGAGCUGCUCGACUCUGGCGCAGUCAAGGACAUCAACACAUGCAACUCGAAUGGCCUGAAUGCCCUGCACUUGGCAGCUAAAGAUGGCCACAUCACCGUGGUUGAGGAGCUACUCAAGCGAGGCGCAAUAGUCGACGCCGCCACUAAAAAAGGCAACACAGCACUCCACAUAGCAUGUCUAGCGGGCCAAGAAUCCGUGGCUCAGGCGCUGCUAGCGGCGGGGGCGAAGGCCGACGCGCAGUCCGCGGCCGGGUUCACCCCGCUCUACAUGGCAGCGCAGGAAAACCACGCCGGAUGCGUCAAGAUGUUACUGGCCGCUGGGGCAAGCCAAACACUUGCCACAGAGGACGGUUUCACGCCUUUGGCAGUGGCGAUGCAACAAGGGCAUGACCGCGUGGUCGCCGAACUACUGGAAUCUGACACACGUGGCAAAGUACGACUGCCCGCACUGCACAUUGCUGCUAAAAAGAACGAUGUUAAGGCUGCUACGCUCUUAUUAGAGAACGAACAUAACCCCGAUGCUUGCUCGAAGUCGGGGUUUACACCACUCCACAUCGCCGCACAUUACGGCAAUGUGGGAGUGGCGAAAGCACUCUUGGCCGCCGGUGCGGACUCAGGGCGGGCAGCUAAGCACAACAUCACGCCACUGCAUGUCGCUAGCAAGUGGGGGCAACUGGCUAUGGUCGACUUACUUGUCGAAAAUGGUGCGAAUAUUGCGGCAGUAACUCGCGACGGGCUGACGCCACUCCACUGCGCGGCUAGAUCGGGACACAGCAACGUCGUCUCGAGGCUAUUGCAGCACGGUGCUCCGAUUACAAGUAAAACGAAGAACGGCCUGACGCCUCUCCACAUGUCGGUGCAAGGCGAGCACGUGGAGACGGCGAAGGUACUCCUCGCGGAGGGCGCGCCCAUCGAUGACGUCACCGUCGACUACCUCACUGCGCUGCAUGUCGCCGCUCAUUGUGGGCAUGUCAAGGUUGCAAAGUUACUGCUGGACAGAAACGCGGAUGCAAAUGCACGUGCGCUCAACGGGUUUACCCCACUACACAUUGCAUGCAAAAAGAAUAGACUCAAAGUUGUCGAACUACUCCUCAAAUAUGGUGCAAGCAAAUCAGCUACAACUGAGUCGGGCCUGACUCCUCUGCACGUGGCAUCUUUUAUGGGCUGCAUGAACAUCGCUUUGGUCCUGCUCGGUGCAGGGGCGGAGCCCGACGCAGCGACUGCGAGGGGAGAGACACCUUUGCAUCUCGCUGCUAGGGCUCAUCAGACCGACCUUGUUAGGGUGCUACUCCGAAAUAACGCUAAGGUGGAAGCCCGCGCACGCGAGGAACAAACUCCAUUGCACGUGGCGGCGCGUCUGGGUCACGCAGACAUCGCAGCACUGCUGCUACAGCACGGAGCGGACGUUGCUGCGGCUACGAAAGACCAUUACACGCCUUUGCACAUCGCCGCCAAGGAAGGCAAAGAAGAAGUAGCCGCUAUCCUCCUAGAUAACAACGCACCAAUCGAAGCGGAGACGCGGAAAGGCUUUACCCCUCUCCACUUGGCGGCCAAAUAUGGCGCUGUGGGGGUAGCACGACUGUUAUUGGCCAGGGGAGCUCAGCCUGAUGCGCCAGGAAGGAGUCACAUUACGCCGUUGCACAUGGCUACAUACUACGGACACCCGGAUAUUGCUCUGUUAUUGCUUGAUAAAGGCGCAUCACCACACUCGCUGGCGAAGAAUGGACACUCUGCUCUGCACAUCGCCUGUAGGCACAACCACCCGGAUAUCGCCUUUGCACUACUCGAACAUGAUGCCGACCCUGGUGUAAAAUCGAAGGCAGGCUUCACACCCUUGCACAUGGCAGCACAGGAAGGCCACGAGGAUUGUGUAGAGAUGCUGAUUGACCGAGGCGCUGACGUCAACGUGCCAGCCAACAACGGUCUAACCCCCGUGCACCUAGCAGCCUCUGAAGGACGUACAGCUGUUCUUAAGACUCUUCUCACCGCCGGCGGACAGUGCAACGCACGUACUCGCGAUGGAUACACCCCACUGCACGCUGCGGCACACCACGGGCACCACGCGGCUGCCAAGACACUGAUCGAAGCCGACGCUGACGUCACCUCGCGGGCUGCACACGGUUUCACCCCUCUCCAUCAGGCUGCGCAACAAGGCCACACGCUGAUCAUACAACUACUUCUCAAGAACAACUCCGAUCCCAACGCUUUAUCAGCUAACGGGCAGACGGCGUGCGCGAUCGCCGACCGGUUGGGGUACAUCAGCGCCGUCGAGGCCCUGCGACCCGUCACGGAAAACACGCUCAGUCAAGCUGUCGGCGACACUGGCGGUGUGGAAGGCAAGUACCGCGUGGCGGCACCAGAACUCAUGCAGGACACGUUCAUGAGCGACUCCGAGGACGAGGGAGGAGAAGUAGAGUGUCCAAUCCAGCAACAACAGCAAUACCGCUACAUGAACAAUGAAGCGGGCACGCUGCACCGAGCCAAGCCGCUCGAGGACAGCGUCACCGAUGGCCAUCUCUGGCCGAGCAACAAUGACCGAAAAGUGGCCACUAUUGACCGUCAACCACUCGACAUCGGGUUCCUGGUGUCGUUCGUGGUUGAUGCGCGUGGCGGCGCCAUGAAAGCUAAGCGACGAGGCGGCGUACGCAUCAUCGUGCCUCCCGCUGCUUGCAACGCGCCCACGCGUGUCACGUGCCGUGCCGCAACCCGCCGCGCACCGGCCGCAGCGCCGCCCCCUCUGAUGGAGGGUGAAGCACUGGCCUCUAGACUCUUGGAGCUGCAACCACAGGGGGCAAAGUUCUUGGCGCCGGUGAUAAUCGAGGUGCCAAUCUUUACGACAUCGUGUCGUGAACGUGAGAUCGUCGUGCUGCGGUCGGACACCGGCGACACCUGGCAGGACCACUAUCUGCACAAUAACGACAAUCCCAUCAUACAGGAGGCCCUUCAACGUGAGCGACAAGAGCAUGGCCCUGGCGGCGAAACACUCGGUGAGAAUGGCGAGCGCGUCUGUCGCAUAGUGACCUGCGAUUUCCCCCACUACUUGGCCGUGGUAUCCCGUGUCAGGCAGGAGGUGCAUAUCAUCGGCCCGGAGGGAGGCACUGUGUCCAGCGUCCAUAUACCACAGGUGCAGGCGCAGUUCCCGCCCGCGGCGCUGACGAAGCGCAUCCGCGUGGGGCUGCAAGCGCACGAGCCAACCGCCGAGCUGCGCAGGCGCGCGCUACCGCGCUCUGUGCAAGUGUCGCCAGUCAUCACCGUCGAGCCGCGCAGGCGGAAGUUCCACCGUUCCAUUACGCUCUUCACACCCCUGCCAUCACAGGAUGGCAAGAUCGACCGCGCGGUGGCCACCACCAGCCUGCGCCUGCUGUGCUCCAUCAUGGGCGGGCAGGCACGCGCCGUGUGGGAGGACGUGACAGGCUCCACGCCGCUCACACUCACCGGCGACGUCGCCUCCUUUACCACCACCGUUUCCGCCAGAUUCUGGCUAAUGAACUGCCAAAACAUGAGCGACGCGACCAAAUACGCUACCGAACUAUACAGAGAGAUGUUGCUAGUCCCAUUCGAAGUCCGCAUUGUUGUAUUGGGCAAACGACUGGACGCGCUCGAAGGAAGACUGCUGGUUCUUUACAUCACUGACAGAUAUUCUUACGAGACUCUGUUGCAGCAGGAACACUAUACGGAGAUCGCCCACUCAACGGCCGUGACCCUGCUGGACACAAAGGACGUGUACUUGGAGUUCUCCGGGAACCUCGUGCCCGUCACGAAGUCCGGCAGCCAACCUGUCUUCGCUUUUGAGUCGUUCAAAGAGAACCGAGUGGAGUUCACAGUGCGCGUGAAGCACCACGAAGAGAAACCUGCGGGUAGAAUCUACUUCAUGAAUGAACCUAAGGUGCCGAAAGGUGAACAGUCGCAAACACCAGCUUGCGUGUUGGACGUUGAACUGCCGGAGAGAAUCGCACCUAGAGCCGGCAAGAGCCAGGUCGACUAUCUCAACUUGGACCAAUCUGGUUUCGACGCCCUCAAUGACGAACUAAGCCACUGGGGAGAGCACAACCACAGCAUCGGCCCACCUUCGAUUCCUCAUGACAAUAGCCAAAUCAAUGGACAUGACAAGAUUAUAACGAAUGGUGACGUCAAACCUACAAUAACAAAAGAUGAUAAGCCUGAUAGCCCCAAGCCGCAAGUUAACGGAAACACCCCUAAAGUUGACUCUAACAAAACCAAAGCCACUUUUGACUCGGAUGAAGACAAGACCCCGAUUAAUACUCUUGAAAAGGGCGAUAAAGGUAAAAAGAAAGACGGUGGCUUCUUCGGCGGUAUCGCGGGUAAAGUUAAGAAUGUUUUCGGCCACAGUGAAGAUAAGGGAGAUGAUAGCAAGGAAUCCUCUCCCAAACCUCAACCGAAACGCAGAGAAUCCAAAGAAAAAUCACCACCUAAACCCGCACCGCGAAUCAUCGAAGAGAGUUUACUAGACAAAGUCGAAGAUAUGUUCAAGGAUCUCCAUUCAAAACCGCCGAAAGAAGACGAUAUUGAAAGUAAAGUUUACGCUACGAAAUUAGUAGUAGAAGAAGACAGACCCACUAAUCUACAAGAAGAUAUCUACGCGCAGUACGCCAAUAUGCAACCAGUUGAAACUCCUAUUCGCACAAAAAUGACCGAUCCUUUCACAGAUUAUUACGAUUGCUGUGAUGGUAAAUUAGGCUAUAAACAUACACAUGACGAAACGUCAACUCUAGUCGAUAGAAUUGAAACCGCUAAAUUCACUGCAAAAGAAAAGUUAAAUGAUCUAAGCGACAAUGUUCAAAGUGACGUCCAAGAUGAUUUGGAUAAACUAAACAAAGAAAAAGAUAAUAUUAAACAAAAAACUGUAGAAGUAACUGAUGAUAUUAUUGAAAAAUGUGAAAAAGUUAAAUCGGAUGUAAAAGAUCAGGCUCAGAACACGAAGCAGGCAGCUAGUGACAAAAUAAGUAACCUGAAACGUUCAGCACAUGAAGCAUACGACGACGUUAAUGCUGAGGCAGCUGAAAUUCACGGUAGUCUAAAGAAAUCAGCUGACAAUGUUAAAGAAAAUCUGCAACAUAAAGCUCAUGAAAUUGAUUUCCUGGCCAGGGAACAAUCAGAAGAACUGAAAAACCGUGGCGAUGAAGUGGCUCACAACUUGAAACAACAAGCUCGAGAUGGAGCUAAUGAUGUAUCAGAAUCAUUACAAGGUUUAGAAGAGAACUUGAACAGAAAAUCAAAAGAAUUGACAGCGGAGGCAAAACUAGCUAUAGACAAUGUAAAAGAAGCGGCAAAUGAAAGACUGCACGAAGCAAACGAGUCAAUCGAAAACGCUAAGGGAAAAGCAGACAAAGCCAAAGAUGAAGUAAAUAAGAAAGCGAAGAAGAAGAGCAAGGAAGGAAAAAACUUCUUGACGGGCUUCGUGUCUGGCAUAUUUGGCGAAAAAGACAAAAUAGAGAAUGAAGUUAAAGGAAAGGCCAAGGAGGCAAAGAAAGCUGCUGAAGAUUUAGCCGAUCAGGCAGCCGCAAAGAAAGAAGAUAUUAAAGAAAGUGCUGCUAAAAAACAAGAUGAAUUCAGAGAUGGUGCCCAGCAUUUAGCUCAGAGCGCGCAGGCUAAAAAAGAUGAACUAGAGAAGACAGCAUACGAUACAGCAGAUAAAGCGAAGAAAACCAUCCAAGACAAAACAAAUGAUGCCAUCAAGACGGCACAAGAAAAAAAAGAUCAAGUAGAGCACACAAUUCACGACGAAAAGGAAAAACUAGGAAGUGCUCUUCACGACAAAGCCGAAGAAGCCAAAACCGUGGCACUGAAAGCAAAAGAAGAUCUAAUUGGGAUUGGCGACGCUAUUCACGAUAAAGCUCAUGAAGUCAAAGAAGACAUAAAAAUUCAAAAAGAUCGAGUACAAAAUGCAGUUGAAAGCAAAGCUAGCGGAUUGAAUGAAAGUGCAGGAGAUUUCGUACAAACCACGAAAGAUAAAACAAGUGAGUUAAAACAAGCGACACAAGAAAAGAUGGAAGAAACAAAAAAGGCGGUGAAAGACAAAAAAGAUGAGGUUGUCGAUGGAACCAAAAACUUAAUAGAACAAGCUUCAGCGAAAAAGGACGAAAUCGAAAAUAGUAUUGCGAAAAAGGGCGAAGAAUUUAAAGAAGCUUCGGAACACCUAGCGCAAAGCGCGCAGGCCAAGAAAGAUGAAUUUGCAAAAUCUGUACAUGAUAAAACACAUGAUAUCAAACAAGAAAUCUGCGACAGGAGUAAUGAAAUCGGCGCAGCUAUUAAAGAUAAGACAGGUGAAUUAAAGCAAGCAGCACAUGAUAAGGCAGAAGAAACAAGACAGGCCGCCAAAAACAAAAAAGAUGAAGUCGUCGAAGGAACCAAAAACUUAAUAGAACAAGCUACAGCGAAAAAAGACGAACUCAAAGAUAAUAUUACGAAAAAAGGUGAAGAAUUUAAAGAAGGCUCGGAACAACUAGCACAAAGUGUGCAUGCCAAGAAAGAUGAAUUCGCAAAAGCUGUACAGGACAAAACACAAGAUAUCAAACAAGGAAUCUCAGACAAGACGCAUGAAAUCGGUGCAGCUAUUAGCAAUAAGUCAUCGGAGAUUGGUAAUGCUAUUCAUGGAAAAAAGAACGAAGUACAAAACGCAACUAAAAAUGAAAUGGAUAGGAUAAGACAGGAAGCUGAACAAACUACAGAAGAAAUCAAAAGAUCAGCGGAAGAAACACUUAAUGCAGCGGCGGAUAAGAAAGCUGAGAUCUCAGCUGACAUUGGAAACAAAUGGGACGCCGUACAGAAAUCUGGUAAAGAGGGAAUAGAGAAUAUUCAGCAAGCUGCAAGUGGCAAGGCUGAUGAUUUGCGAAGGUCGACGAAACAGGUGUUUGAUCAUGCACAAGACUCGUCUUUAGGCGUCUUCGACAAGGUCGAAAGCGCUUCUAAGGACAAAAUGAGCGACGCCAAAGAUACGUGGGAAGACUUGCAGAGUUCGACUCGGGACACUUUCGCAGAUUUCAAGGAUGAUGUUCACAGCUGGGAAAACUCCGCUCAGGAUACAUUACAUAGCUUCCAGAGUUCAGCUGGAAAUACUUUUGAUAGUUUAGAUGAUUCGGCGAGGGAAUUCAUUGGUGGAGGUCAACAAACGGCACAUAAUGUUGAAAAUGCGGGGAAAGAACUUUUCGGCGAGGCAAGGGAUAGUUUUGAAGGGUUUCAAGUAUCUGCGGAUAACAAACUUGAGGAUGUCAAAGGGGCGGCAAAAGAAAGGCUGGAAGAGGCGAGCGCGAGACUGGGAGAAGUGGUGCAAGGUGUGACUGACGAUACACGGGAAGUGGAGAUGGCGGUCGCCAGUGAAGCUGACGAAUUUACAAGCAGUCUCAACGAUUUGGGCAACUCUGUCUUUGGAUUUUCAGGCAAAGGUUUCAUGAAGGAUUCAAGCACCAAAUUAUUGGAAGCAGAAAAGUCACAGUCAUCGCCAUCACCACAAAAGAAGGGUUCCGGAAUACCCAAGCUAAAGCGGAAGGGCAAGAAAUAAGCGACGCCGCGGCGACCGACAUGUAUGAUAUAGUUGCUUAGUUUUACUAUUUAUUGUUGUUGCUAUACACAUUGUGGUACGAUUAUUUCAUUUCUUAAUUCCGCGUAAUCAGUCAGAUCAAAAUUACUACGAGUGAAUUAUUGUUUUAGGGUUUACAAUAAACUAAUAAAUAUCGGUAUAAAUUCCGAUAUUUUUUAUUGGCAAUUCUCUGAACAAAACCUUCACAAAUAAUUGAUUUACUUGUUGAGUCCUAUAUAAUUAGAAGGCAGAGUAGAUAUUUAUUACGUUGUUGAAGAAAUGGAAUAAUCGUAUUUUUUAAGUAGGUACACUGUAUAUGUCACAGUAUCACUCAUAUUCCAGUGUAUAAACGAUAUUAUGUAAAAGAGAUUAUUCUGAAACAAGUCGAAUGUACAAUCGAGUACAGAAUUUUAUGACAUAAAAAUUUAAUUUUUGACUAAAUCAAGUCCUAGAACCUUAUUAAAAAUAUGGUAUAUAUUAUUCUACUAUCUUAAAGAUUUAUUAAAUCACCAGUAAAUAAUAUUAAACAAUUUUAAAUCAUGGCUACACUUGCCUAAAUCAUUUUAAA